This is a messenger RNA of Chiloscyllium plagiosum (whitespotted bambooshark), 533 nucleotides long. RefSeq names its product cytochrome c oxidase subunit 6A, mitochondrial-like. Lineage: Eukaryota; Metazoa; Chordata; Chondrichthyes; Orectolobiformes; Hemiscylliidae. The record is from RefSeq and is a predicted model, not a curated record. Gene Ontology annotation, biological process: mitochondrial electron transport, cytochrome c to oxygen. Gene Ontology annotation, cellular component: mitochondrial inner membrane; respiratory chain complex IV. Gene Ontology annotation, molecular function: enzyme regulator activity.
CGGCGUGUUUCCGGCCAGUUCCGCGCCUGCGCAUUGCAGUGUGAAGAUGGCGGCGAUUUGGGGUCGGAUGUUUCGCCGGAGCCUGAGCGGUGUCGGACAGCUGUCUGCAGCGGCCGCGGCCGCGGAGCACCAGGGGGCAGCCCGUAUGUGGAAGAUUCUGACGUUUAUUGUUGCGAUUCCUGGUGUAACUGUCUGCAUGUUGAACUGCUACCUGAAGGCACAGCAGCACAGCCAUGAGAGACAUGAUUUUGUUCCUUAUGAACACCUCCGCAUCAGGACCAAACCAUUCCCUUGGGGUGAUGGGACGCACUCAUUCUUCCACAAUCCCCAUACCAAUCCUCUGCCCACUGGCUGGGAAGAUGCAGAGGAACAUUGAAAAUUUGAAGCUGAGAAGACUGGCCUUGUGUUUAUGAACCAUUUCUUCACAUCUAAAAAGAUCAUGUGAAUGUGUGCAUUAUUUUUAAAAAGCGAAUAUGUAAUGUGUUCACCUUUAAUGAGGUAACACCAUAAUAAAUAUACUGUGAAAAAUUCAA